AUGCUAAAUACGGGUGUUCUACUUGUGCUAUGCUGGACUUUGGCCACAUCACAAAAUCGGUUCCAAGUCGCCGCACAGGUCAACUGGUCUGGCAGCGAAGUAAGCUGUGGUAUUGGUCAAUUUUCUUGCGAUGGCCGUUGCGUGCCACUAAAAUGGAAAUGCGACGGUGAACCAGAUUGCGCGGACGGGUCGGACGAGUUGUCCUUUUGCGCGCGAUGUGGUUCGGACGAGUUUCGUUGUCAGUCUGGGCGUUGCCUUCCGAAACGGUAUCUUUGCGAUGGUACCGCUGAUUGUGGAAGUAAUGGCAUUGAUGAUGACUCGGAUGAGGAUCCAUCUAUA
Molecule: messenger RNA, 339 nt
Organism: Strongylus vulgaris
Lineage: Eukaryota; Metazoa; Nematoda; Chromadorea; Rhabditida; Strongylidae
Source: the annotation of a GenBank genome assembly